This is a messenger RNA of Yamadazyma jaroonii, 975 nucleotides long. Lineage: Eukaryota; Fungi; Ascomycota; Pichiomycetes; Serinales; Debaryomycetaceae. The record is from the annotation of a GenBank genome assembly.
AUGACAAAGGAAAGAUCUUUAACUCUUGAAUUACCUUGGGUUGAAAAAUACCGUCCUCAUAAACUUAAUGAUAUCGUAGGUAACGAAGAGACAGUAGAAAGGUUGAAAUUGAUUGCUCAAGAUGGGAACAUACCCCAUAUGAUUAUUUCAGGGUUACCAGGGAUCGGUAAAACUACUUCCAUUCACUGUUUAGCCAUGGAAUUAUUAGGUAAAGAUUUAUAUCAACAAGCAACCUUGGAAUUGAAUGCUUCUGAUGAUAGAGGUAUUGAUGUUGUACGUAAUAGAAUCAAACAAUUUGCUCAAACUAAAAUUCAAUUACCUCCUGGUAGACAUAAAAUCAUCAUAUUGGAUGAAGCUGAUUCUAUGACCCCUGGAGCUCAACAAGCUUUAAGAAGAACAAUGGAAAUUUACUCCAACACCACCAGAUUUGCAUUUGCAUGUAAUCAAUCAUCAAAAAUCAUCGAACCUUUACAAUCUCGUUGUGCCAUACUAAGAUAUAAUAAAUUGAGUGAUGAAGAAGUUUUGACUAGAUUACUCGAAGUUACCAAACUUGAAAAUGUUCAGUACAAUACUGAAGGUUUACAAGCUUUGAUUUUCACAGCGGAAGGAGAUAUGAGACAAGCUAUUAAUAAUUUACAAAGUACAGUAGCGGGUUUUGGAUUUGUUAAUGAUGUCAAUGUUUUCAAAAUUGUCGAUCAACCACAUCCUUUGGUAGUAAAGAAAAUGUUAAAAUGUUGUGUUGACGGUAAGAUCGAUGAUGCUAUAGACUUAUUAGAUAGUUUGUGGAAGAAAGGUUACUCUGCCAUUGAUAUUGUUACCUCAGCUUUCAGAGUAUCGAAGACUUUGCCCGAUGUCAAUGAAGUGAAAAGAUUGGAUAUGAUUAAAGAAAUAGGAUUUGUUCAUAUGAGAGUGUUGGAAGGGGUUAGUACAUAUUUACAAUUAUGUGGAUUAUUAGCUAAAAUAUGUGAUCUUUAA